UUUGAAUGAAAGGAUCGGGCGCGGACUGGGACUGCCGAGAGGGACGCUCUCAGUGUCUGCUUGGAGUUGCAUUGCAUCCAACCCGCCGCCAUCUCCGCCAAACCACAUCUAAAAUAGGGAGGCAAAGAUUAGGGCUCCGAUGACCACGAAGGACAACUGCAGGAACGAGCUUCGAACCGCAAUCCGUCAGCUCAGCGAUCGCUGCCUCUACUCUGCCUCCAAAUGGGCGGCGGAGCAGUUAGUGGGGAUCGAGCAGGAUCCCGCCAAGUUCACGCCCUCGCACACCCGUUUCCAGCGGGGGAGCUCCAGCAUUCGCCGCCGGUUCCGCACCGCCGACGUCACGUCUACGCCCGUUGCUGGAGUGUCCUACGUUUCCACUCCGGUGCCGGAGGAGGAUGUGGAUGGGGUAGACACCGAUUUUUACCUUCUCGCCAAGUCUUACUUCGACUGCGGUGAGCAUCGAAGGGCUGCUCACGUGCUUCGCGACCAGACUGGCAAGAAAGCCGUGUUCUUGCGCUGCUAUGCUCUCUACUUGGCUGGAGAAAAGCGAAAAGAAGAAGAGAUGAUAGAACUUGAAGGACCCUUAGGCAAGAGUGAUGCUGUGAAUCCUGAAUUGGUAUCCCUUGAGAGGGAGUUAUCAGCUCUCCGCAAAAGUGACUCCAUUGAUCCUUUUGGCUUGUACUUAUAUGGUCUGGUUCUUAAAAACAAAGGCAGUGAAAGUCUUGCUCGAACUGUGCUUGUGGAGUCUGUGAAUAGCUAUCCCUGGAACUGGAAUGCUUGGUCAGAGCUGCAGUCUUUGUGCACUAAGGUUGAGACGUUGAACAGUCUUAAUCUGAAUAACCAUUGGAUGAAAGAUUUCUUUCUUGCUAGUGCUUACCAGGAGCUCAGGAUGCACCAUGAAUCCUUAGCCAAAUACGAGUUUCUACAGGGAACUUUCAGUUUCAGCAACUACAUACAGGCUCAAAUUGCAAAAGCUCAGUACAGCCUGAGAGAAUUUGAGCAAGUUGAAGUUAUAUUUGAAGAACUUCUGAGGAAUGAUCCUUAUCGAGUUGAAGAUAUGGACAUGUAUUCUAAUGUACUAUAUGCAAAGGAAUGUUUUUCUGCUCUCAGCUACCUUGCCCACAGGGUAUUCUUGACCGAUAAAUACAGACCAGAAUCUUGUUGCAUUAUUGGUAACUAUUACAGUUUGAAGGGGCAACAUGAGAAGUCAGUUAUGUAUUUCAGAAGGGCACUCAAAUUGAACAAAAACUAUUUGUCUGCUUGGACGCUUAUGGGUCAUGAGUUUGUUGAGAUGAAGAAUACCCCAGCUGCUAUUGAUGCUUAUCGACGGGCCGUAGAUAUAAACCCUUGUGAUUAUCGAGCCUGGUAUGGAUUAGGCCAGACAUAUGAAAUGAUGGGUAUGCCCUUCUAUGCACUUCAUUAUUUCAAAAAAUCAGUGUUCUUGCACCCAAAUGAUUCUCGGUUGUGGAUCGCUAUGGCUCAGUGCUACGAAACUGAACAGCUACACAUGGUUGAGGAGGCAAUCAAAUGUUAUAGAAGGGCAGCAAAUUGUAACGACAGCGAAGCAAUUGCCCUCCACCAGCUAGCAAAGCUGCACAAAGAGAUAGGGCGAUACGAAGAAGCAGCAUUUUAUUACAGAAAGGAUUUGGAGAGGAUGGAAACUGAAGAAAGGGAGGGACAAAAUACGGUUGAAGCUCUGCUUUUCCUUGCCAGAUAUUGCCGAUCCCAGAAAAGAUUUGAAGAAGCAGAGGUGUACUGUACCCGUCUUCUGGAUUAUACUGGUCCAGAAAAAGAAACAGCAAAAAGUAUACUUCGUGGAAUGAAAGGAGCACAAUCAGGUUUCCCUUCAAUGGAUGUUGAGCACUUUCCUCCGUAAAUUAUAUAUCCCCUCCCUCAUGACUUAUGAAAGAAGAAAAAUUAUCAGGUGCAAAAUCUGGCUUUUACAACGCAGGACUACUGAGAUAAGAUAGAAGCUUUGGGGCAAAAGAUUGAAAGCCAAUCCUGGAUUCUUAGUUGUGCUUGUGAUUGCACAGUUCUAGGUACAAUCCUUGUAAAAUAGAGUAUGUCACGUUCCCUUUUAUCAAGGCCUAUCUAUCUGUGGCUGCACUGUACUACUAGCAACUUGAAAGCCUUGUCUGGAACUGGACUGGAAUGUCUACUUCCUGAAAUUGGAAAAAGAUUUUAUGGCUUGUAUUUUGUCACAUUUCUUGGCGGGAGUCCUGUUGGCACCACGAUUUCUGCAUUACAUUUAACUCUUACAGUCAAUCAUGCAAUGGAGGCAUGAUUAUUAUGAUGGCCACUAAACCAAAACCUGUGAAACUGAGUAUGGGUAGAAUACAUUAGUUAGCCAAAAAAAAGAA
Messenger RNA from Diospyros lotus (date-plum), 2360 nucleotides. RefSeq names its product anaphase-promoting complex subunit 8. NCBI's taxonomy places the organism in Eukaryota, Viridiplantae, Streptophyta, Magnoliopsida, Ericales, Ebenaceae. The transcript has 4 exons. Gene Ontology annotation, molecular function: protein binding. Gene Ontology annotation, biological process: cell division. The record is from RefSeq and is a predicted model, not a curated record. Bases 140 to 1876 code for a protein of 578 amino acids. Gene Ontology annotation, cellular component: anaphase-promoting complex.